Molecule: messenger RNA, 854 nt
Organism: Musca domestica (house fly)
Lineage: Eukaryota; Metazoa; Arthropoda; Insecta; Diptera; Muscidae
Product: translocator protein
Exons: 2
Coding region: 147-671 (174 amino acids)
Cellular component (GO): mitochondrial outer membrane
Source: RefSeq, a predicted model, not a curated record
ACUUGAAUGCCAGUGUGAGUUAGAAGAACUUCACAGCAACAGUCACUUCCAAUUGGAUUUUUACGCAGCGCAAAACAAAACCCCUCCACCUUAAUAUUUUAACUAAGUGAUCCAUUGCUUUGGCAUAUUCUGGAAUUUAUAAUAACAUGAGCGAAUAUUGGAAAGUAGCCGGUGCCGUCAUCCUUCCCAAUGUGGGAGGCAUAAUGGGCGGUCUUAUUACCCGCAAAAACCUAGAUUCUUGGUAUAAGAAAUUGAAUUUUCCCUCUUAUCGGCCACCAAAUUGGAUUUUUGGUCCAAUGUGGACUUCGAUCUAUUCCUCAAUGGGCUAUGCCUCAUAUUUGGUGUGGAGAGAUGGCGGUAGUUCAUUCACCGGCGAUGCCAAGUGGCCACUGAUAACUUAUGGCACCCAACUGGCUCUGAAUUGGGCUUGGACACCUAUAUUUUUCGGUAGUCACAAUAUUAAAGGGGGGCUAAUAGACCUUGCAGCCUUAACAGCUACGGCUUCGCUGUGUGGAGUGUUAUUUUAUCAUGUCAACAAAACUGCCGGCCUAUUGUUUGUUCCAUACAUUGCUUGGUUGAGUUUUGCCUCUAUGCUUAACUAUUCGGUAUAUAAAUUAAAUCCAGAAGAAAAUAAAAAAUCAAAAGCUGUUGAGAAUACAAAACAAGAAUAAGCAAAGAAAAAACGAAAUUAUUGUUGGUUAAAAUGUAACCCUGUAAUAUUUUUAAUGUACAAAUGUCUUUAUUCAUAUUUUCUGAAAUAUUUGGUUUGUUAUCCACCAUGUUAUGAAAGAAUUUGCAGAAUAAUAAAAAAAUCGCAUAAAUAAAAUUAUGGACGCAACUAUCCAGACACCAGA